AUGAAGAGGUACAUCGAGCUGGCCGGCUUUGGUAUCGGCUGUACGGGUUGGCUUUGCUCCAUCCUCACCAGGUUUUUACCCAUGUGGAACAUUACCGGUCCUACGGACAACGUCACCACGGUCUCUGUUCCAAUGUACUGGGGCGGUAUUUGGUUGAGCCUGGAGGAGCACAACAAUCUACACUGCAGUUUCUAUCAGUCCAUGAUGUCUUUGUCUGGAAGCUUCCGUUCGUGGCAAGCGCUCCUGACAGCGGCCAUUUGUGUCGGACUCUCCCCCGUCGUCCUCUACGUCGUGGGACUGGUCAAGUUUCCGCAACGUGUACAGGUCAAAGCAGCCUCUGGAGCUGCGUUUUUGGUGUCUGGGCUACUGCUGUUGGUGGUGAGCGCCUGGACGACACACAGCACAGCCGAGUCACUUAACAGUGCUCUGUCAUUAAAGAGAGAGUGGGGGAUAGCUUUGUAUUUUGGAUGGGUAGGUACAGCUCUACUUAUGGUGGGCGGAGGAGUGCUUUGCAUCAACUGCUGUAAAGCAGAACAGCAGGACAAUGAACAAAGGCAAGAAGGUCAAAGAUACGAUGACGGAGCCAGUUAUCCUCUCCAGAAUUACGCCACCCAAGAUCGACGUCUCCCUUAUCCUGAAAUACCCACCGUGUUCUGA
This is a messenger RNA of Chanos chanos (milkfish), 657 nucleotides long. Its product is annotated as claudin-4-like. The transcript has a single exon. Gene Ontology annotation, cellular component: membrane; bicellular tight junction. The coding region runs from base 1 to 657 and encodes 218 amino acids. Gene Ontology annotation, molecular function: structural molecule activity. NCBI's taxonomy places the organism in Eukaryota, Metazoa, Chordata, Actinopteri, Gonorynchiformes, Chanidae. The record is from RefSeq and is a predicted model, not a curated record.